This is a messenger RNA of Dovyalis caffra, 1197 nucleotides long. NCBI's taxonomy places the organism in Eukaryota, Viridiplantae, Streptophyta, Magnoliopsida, Malpighiales, Salicaceae. The record is from the annotation of a GenBank genome assembly.
AUGAGUGCUGCAACUUUUAGUUCUACCUGCUUCUUAAAGGGUAGUGAAUUGAAAGUUUCAAACUUGAAGAAGAAAUAUGGAAAUUGCAAGCUACGCGUUGGUGGGUCUACUGCAUUGUCCACAAAAAGAUUGCAGAUUUCAAAUUCUAAGCAGGAGAAGCAAGUUCGUGUUGCCCUUCUUGGCGCCAGUGGCUAUACUGGUGCAGAGAUUAUUAGACUUCUUGCAAACCAUCCAUACUUUGGCAUUACUGUGAUGACAGCUGAUAGAAAUGCUGGGAAGUCAAUGGAUUCAGUAUUUCCUCAUUUCAUCACACAAGAGGAUUUGCCAGUUUUGGUUUCUACGAGUGAUGCAGAUUUUUCUGAUGUUGAUGCCGUUUUCUGUUGCCUGCCUCAUGGAACAACACAGGAAAUCAUCAAAGGUCUUCCCAAGGGAUUAAAGAUUGUUGAUCUUUCUGCGGACUUCCGAUUACAAGAUAUUUCGGAGUAUGAACAAUGGUAUGGCCAGCCUCACAGAGCACCUGAUUUGCAGGAAGAAGCUGUUUAUGGUUUGACAGAAAUUUUGAGGGAGGAAAUAAAAAGUGCACGUCUUGUUGCUAAUCCUGGUUGUUAUCCAACAUCAAUUCAGCUUCCUUUAGUUCCAUUGAUAAAGGCUAAUCUCAUUGAACAUAAAAAUAUCAUCAUUGAUGCAAAAUCUGGUGUGAGUGGAGCAGGACGAGGUGCUAAGGUGGCAAAUUUGUACACUGAAUUAACUGAAGGCAUCAUGUCGUAUGGUGUUACAAAGCAUCGUCAUGUUCCAGAAAUUGAACAGGGGUUAUCUAAUGCUGCACAUUCUAAAGUAACCAUCAGUUUCACUCCGCACUUAAUGCCAAUGAGCCGUGGUAUGCAAUCAUCUAUCUAUGUGGAAAUGGCUUCAGGGGUGACAACUGAGGAUUUAUACCAGCAAUUGAAAGUUUCUUACCAGGAUGAAGAAUUUGUAAAAUUGUUGGAAAAAGGAGUUGUUCCUCGCACUCAUGAUGUUCGAGGCUCUAAUUAUUGUUAUAUGAAUGUAUUUCCUGAUCGAAUUCCUGGCAGAGCAAUAAUUAUAUCAGUUAUUGAUAAUCUUGUGAAGGGAGCUUCUGGUCAAGCUCUACAAAAUCUAAACAUAAUGAUGGGAUUUCCAGAAAAUACUGGGCUUGGUUACCUGCCAUUGUUUCCUUGA